CCAUGGCGUGCCCGGCCGGUGAGCUGGUGCCGGUGUUACCGGGGCUCUACGUGGGCGGCGCGGGGUCGUGCUCGUCCCCGGAGUCGCUGGCGGCCGCGGGAGUGGUGGCGGUGCUGACGGUGGACGCGGAGGAGCCGCCGGCCGUGCCGGGGGUGCGGGCCAUGCACGUACGGGCGCUGGACGAGCCCUGUGCCGACCUGCUGAGCCGCCUGGAUGACUGCGCCGCCUUCAUCGGCGCAGCAAGGGCCGGCGGCGGAGCUGCCCUCGUCCGCUGCCAGGCCGGGGUGAGCCGCAGCGUGGCCGUGGUGACCGCCUACCUCAUGAAGACACAGGGACUCGGCUGGGAAGAGGCCUACGCCGCCGUCAGGGCCGCCAAACCCGACGCCGAGAUGAACCCGGGUUUCCAGGCGCAGCUGAAGCUCUACGAGGCCAUGGGCUGCGCCGUGGACAGCAGCAGCGCCCUCUACAAGCGGUACCGGCUGCAGAUGCUCACGGAGAGGUACCCCGAACUUCAAGACUUGCCCCGAGAGGUCUUCGCUGUUGAUCCAACCAGUGUAUGUCAGACUCCAAACACAGAAGUUCUCUACAGGUGCAGGAAAUGCAGGCGUGCUCUGUUCCGUAGUUCCAGCAUCCUGUCCCACACAGAAGGAAGUGGCCCGACAGCCUUUGCCCACAAGAAGAUAACGGACUCUGCUCAGCUUUAUGGUGACACCCGUGAGAAGUGUACCUCUUACUUCACUGAGCCUGUGCAGUGGAUGGAGCCAGCAUUGCUCGGAGUAAUGGAAGGGCAGCUGCUGUGUCCCAAAUGCACCUCGAAGCUGGGCUCCUUCAGCUGGAGGGGUGAGCAGUGUUCCUGCGGCCGCUGGGUGACACCUGCCUUCCAGAUCCACAAGAGUCGCGUGGAUGAAGUGAGGACACUGCCGGUUGGGAACUUCCACACUGCCAAAACCUGAACUCUUCACUUCUCUCGAUGGAUUUCUUACUGUCCACAGGGAACUGCCAGGCUGCAGCUGCCAGGGCUGAGCUUGUGACCUCCACCCCUUUGUGAGGCAGAGGGAUUACUUGUAUACCUGCUUUGUUCAAGCUUGCUGUAUCUUUAAUAUGUGUAUAAAAACAGCAAAACAUUUCCCUCAAAGAGGUGUUACACACUGGUCAAGUAGGUACAACAAUGCCUUAAUACGUUUUGUGUGCUGCUAUUUACACGUGGGUUUCACCCUUAUGGAAAAGGAAUGCUAACUUCUGGGCUUUGGCCAGCAAUGCCACAGUGAUCUUCCCAUCCAGAGGUUCCAAUCACUUUGUCAAACAUUCAUAUUUAGAGAUUUCUGGAGGUUUAUUCCAGAGCAGAGAAACACUUUAAGGCCCUGCCAGACUGAUUUAAAGAAAUUCCUAAAAUGAAGUAGUAACGUUUUAAGCAAGCUGUGAGCUGUCCUGAUACCAUGCUGUGUAUGUAUCAGAAGGCCACGGGUUUGGUUUGUUGUAAUAAAAGGACAGUUAA
Melopsittacus undulatus (budgerigar) is the source of this 1495-nucleotide messenger RNA. RefSeq names its product dual specificity phosphatase 12 (gene DUSP12). Lineage: Eukaryota; Metazoa; Chordata; Aves; Psittaciformes; Psittaculidae. Gene Ontology annotation, biological process: protein dephosphorylation. The record is from RefSeq and is a predicted model, not a curated record. Gene Ontology annotation, cellular component: nucleus. Bases 3 to 953 code for a protein of 316 amino acids. Gene Ontology annotation, molecular function: protein tyrosine/serine/threonine phosphatase activity. The transcript has 6 exons.